UUUUUUUUUUUUUUUGAAAAUUAAUUCGUGAAUUGGAUUUAAUAAAGAGUUGAAGUCCGGGUUCUUAGAGAGAGAGAGAGAGAGAGAGUGGAGAACUUCUACGGAGAGAAAGAAAAAGAAGACUUCGUCAGCUGGUUUGGUGAUCUUCGUGAUGGUUUCCACUGCACAAAGCUGUGUGUUUUUUACUGAAUAAUUGGGCCUCAAAAUAUCCUGUGUUGAAAUUCCUUUACCUCUUGUUCUGUUUGUUUCUCUGGAAAAUUUGCAGACCCACUUGGUUUCAUUUUCUCGGAUCCGUUGGUUGUUAGGAAUUCCCACAAAAGUCUUUGAUCCUGGCAUAUUCUUCACCGAUCUCCGUAACCUUAGUGCGGAAGUGAUGGAUUUUUGUUAAGUGUCAAGGCCUGUAACCUGGUCUUUUGCACUGUUAUUUUGUGUGUUUUCCAGUUCCACAGGAGCUUAGUGGUUUUUGGAUAUAUUAUAUUGUGAGUUGGAAUAUAAUUUAUGCAACUUUAUUAAAGGUAUAUUAAACAUCUGGGGCAAUUGGUGCGUUGGAGUAAAUGUCGUUUCGCAGUAUCGUCCGAGAUGUUAGGGAUGGGUUUGGAAGUUUAUCGAGAAGAAGUUUUGAGGUGAGACUGCCAGGCCAUCACAGGGGAAAAUCACAUGGCUCAGUCCAUGAAUUGCAUGAACCACCUCUGGUAAUCCAGAACAGCCGUUGGGCUGGUCUACCACCUGAACUAUUGCGCGAUGUGAUCAAAAGAUUGGAAGCAAGUGAAAGCGCAUGGCCUGCUCGCAAGCAUGUUGUUGCCUGUGCUGCUGUUUGCAGAUCAUGGAGGGAAAUGUGCAAAGAAAUUGUUAGAAGUCCUGAAUUCUCUGGAAAGAUUACCUUCCCAGUCUCCCUGAAGCAGCCAGGGCCUCGAGAUGGAACCAUGCAGUGCUUCAUAAAGAGGGACAAAUCUAAUUUGACUUACCACCUUUUCCUUAGCCUAAGCCCAGCUUUGCUUGUUGAAAAUGGGAAAUUUCUUCUUUCUGCUAAGCGAACAAGGAGAACUACUUGCACAGAGUAUGUGAUCUCUAUGGAUGCAGAUAACAUAUCACGAUCAAGCAGCACGUACAUUGGAAAACUCAGAUCCAAUUUUCUUGGUACCAAGUUCAUCAUUUAUGAUACCCAGCCUCCUUACAAUAAUGGUCAGCUUUCACCACCUGGCCGAAGCCGUAGGUUCUACUCAAAAAAGGUUUCUCCAAAGGUCCCAACAGGAAGUUACAAUAUUGCCCAGGUUACAUAUGAGUUAAACGUGCUUGGAACCAGGGGUCCGCGCAGGAUGCAUUGCACCAUGUACUCAAUUCCAUCCUCAUCCCUCGAGCCUGGUGGCAGUGUUCCAGGCCAACCCGAGCUCCUUCCUCGCUCCCUUGAGGACUCAUUCCGGAGCAUUUCUUUUUCAAAAUCAAUUGACAAUUCAACUGAGUUUAGCAGUUCUCGGUUCUCUGAUAUUGUUGGUUCUCGUGAUGAAGAUGAUGAGGGAAAGGAGAGACCAUUGGUUCUCCGAAAUAAGGCUCCAAGAUGGCAUGAACAAUUGCAAUGUUGGUGCCUUAACUUCCGGGGAAGGGUGACGGUGGCUUCUGUUAAGAAUUUUCAGCUAAUUGCUGCAACACAGCCUGCUGCUGGUGCACCUACACCAUCGACGCAGCCAACGCAACCUGAUCAUGAUAAGAUUAUUCUUCAGUUUGGCAAGGUUGGGAAGGAUAUGUUUACAAUGGAUUACCGGUAUCCUCUAUCUGCAUUUCAGGCUUUCGCCAUCUGUUUGAGCAGCUUUGACACCAAAUUGGCAUGUGAAUAGAGAGAAAAAGAAAAAUGAUAAGAGAUUAUGGUAAGAGAUAGAAAUUUUAGUUAUUAAUGUUUUAUUUUCUAGGGCUUUAUAUACAAUGUGGUUGUUGUAUAAGUCGCUGUACAUCUCAUUUAGAAUGGGGAGUGCAGAACAAUGUCAGUGCCCAUUGGAGAGAAGAAUUUUCUUGUCUUUUAUUUUCUUUUUCUUUUUUUUUUCUUUUUUUUUUCAUUUUAUUUUGGGGGUUAAUUUGGUUUGAUUGAUUCUGUUCUGUCCUCCUGUUUAACUUCUUUGUUCUAUUUUAUGCUUUUACAAAGAGCAGAAUAUACUUGAAGAUGUCUAUUGCUAGGCUUCAUAUUUCAUUUA
Messenger RNA from Ziziphus jujuba (common jujube), 2183 nucleotides. Its product is annotated as tubby-like F-box protein 8. NCBI's taxonomy places the organism in Eukaryota, Viridiplantae, Streptophyta, Magnoliopsida, Rosales, Rhamnaceae. Gene Ontology annotation, molecular function: protein binding. The transcript is spliced from 6 exons. The record is from RefSeq and is a predicted model, not a curated record. The coding region runs from base 555 to 1832 and encodes 425 amino acids.